Messenger RNA from Oryza brachyantha (malo sina), 2118 nucleotides. RefSeq names its product putative pentatricopeptide repeat-containing protein At1g02420. Bases 1 to 1536 code for a protein of 511 amino acids. Gene Ontology annotation, molecular function: protein binding. Lineage: Eukaryota; Viridiplantae; Streptophyta; Magnoliopsida; Poales; Poaceae. The transcript has 2 exons. The record is from RefSeq and is a predicted model, not a curated record.
AUGCCGCCGAAGCAGGAGCGGCAGCUGUUCAGGUACGUGGGCAAGCCGCGUGGCUCGGGGCGGCCGCCUGCGCCGGUCCCCGAGGUCAGCGGCGGCGAGGUGCCCGCGUCCGACGCUGAUGCCGACGCCGUGUACCGCAUGGUCACGGCGGCGCCCACGCCGUCCGCGAUGGAGUCCGCGCUGUCCGCGUCCGCGGUCCCGGUCUCCGCGUCGCUCCUCGACGGCGUGCUGCGGAGGUUCCGCUUCGCGCACGGGGACCCGCUCCGCGCGCUCUCGCUGCUCUCCCACGCCGCCGACCGCCACGGCGUCGUGCCUUCCCCCUUCACGCUCGACACCGCGCUCUACGUGCUCGGCCGCGCGCGCAGGUUCACCCACAUGUGGGACCUGCUCCGGUCCUCCCGCCGCCUCAGCCCGGACGCCAUUACCCCGCGCACCGCCAUGGUCGUCCUCGGUCGCGUCGCCAAGGUCUGCUCCGUCCGAGAGACCGUCGCCUCCUUCCGCCGCCUCUUGCGGAUGUUCAGCGGCCGCGGGGACGACCAGGUGGGCCAAUUCUUCAACGCGCUGCUCCGCACGCUGUGCCAGGAGAAGAGCAUGUCCGACGCGCGCAACGUCUACCACGCGCUCAAGUACGAGUUCAAGGUGAACCGCCAGACAUUCAAUAUCCUGCUGUCGGGGUGGAAAUCAGCCGAGGACGCCGAGGCGUUCGUCGCCGAGAUGAGGGAGCUCGGAGUGGAGCCAGACUUGGUGACUUACAACAGUCUGAUUGAUUGUCACUGCAAGAACCGGGGCAUUGAGCAAGCCUACAAGCUGCUCGAUGAAAUGCGGGAGAAGGACAUUUCUCCUGAUGUUAUCACUUACACGAGCUUGAUCGGUGGACUGGGGUUGAUUGGCCAGCCAGACAAGGCAAAGCACUUGCUGAAGGAGAUGCAUGAGCUUGGAUGCUACCCAGACGUAGCUGCAUACAACGCAGCGAUAAGGAACUUUGUGAUUGCAAAGAGGCUUGGCGAAGCGUUUGCACUGAUGGACGAAAUGGCCUCAAAGGGAUUGAUGCCAAAUGCCACAACCUACAACCUCUUCUUCCGUUGCUAUUACUGGGCGUAUGACAUUACCAGUGCUUGGCAGUUGUAUGAGCGGAUGCGUUCUGAAGGAUGCUUCCCUAAUACCCAAUCUUGCAUGUUUAUUGUCAGGCUAUGUCAUAGGCAUGGGAGGGUCGCACAAGCACUAGAGCUGUGGAGUGAUAUGGUCAACAAUGGGUUCGGGUCAUUCACCUUGGUGUCUGAUGUGCUGUUUGACCUGUUAUGUGAUGAAGGGAAGCUGGAGGAGGCUGAGAGGUGCUUCCAUCAAAUGAUUGCCUUAGGGCAGAAGCCGAGCUAUGUUGCAUUUAGAAGGAUAAAGAUACUUAUGCAGCUUGCCAACCGUGAAGAAUCUGUCGCCAGAUUAACUGCACAAAUGGCACAGUUUGGACUGUUGGCACUUGAGGAUUGCCAAAGGGUUAAAGCCAUUGGGGGGGGGGGGGGGGGGGGGGGGGGUAUCUAAAUUGUUCUGACUCCUCUAACCUUGGUGGCUAGAUCCGCCAUUGCAUCAGAAUAGUUAUGGAGCUGAUGCUGAUGCUGUAGUGAAACAUAGCAACAUAUUUGAAUCAUGACGAUGAUUACUUUGGUUGGAUAGGGACAUGACUGAAUGCUUUUGAGGAGUUCUGUCCUUUGAUAUGUUGUUCAAGCAGGUAUGAAAAUUUUGCAUGUGAUCGACAGAUAGCCAACUGGAUUAUUUUCAGUAUCGAUAGAUUAUGUUUCUGAAAGUUGACGUCGUGGAAGACCAUUCUAGCAUGCCUGUUGAGACAAAUGGUAUUCCAUCAUCAAUGUUAUCUCUGCAAGCUGAAUGCCUGGACGCAAGAUCACGAUUGCUUUAGACACACUUUUUUUUUUCAAAAUCAAGUCACUGUUGGUGUUAGUGUGGAUGAUCAUAGAGAAGUCAUGCUUGACUCUUCCCCCAGCUAGUUUAUCCUCUGUAUCUGUGAUGGAGAAAAUUUAUCCAAGCUUGAUUGGAAGAUUUAUCUUAAGAAAGAGGGAAGAAAUCAAAAAUAGAUGUCAAUGAUCACUUCUUCACCGCCGGUGGCUG